GUCUCUCUCGCUCGUCCCUCUGCCACUCUUUGCAGCAACUUUCAUUACUACUUCGCCGCCUGUCUGAUUUUUGACAUCACCAUAUAUACCCACCCUACUCCUUGUAAUACCUUGGUCCAUAUUAUUCCCUUAUUCAAAAUGUCGAGCCCCUCCGACGUCAUCGCCUGGCUGGUCCCAACGGCGCGUGGCUCCUUCGCCGACAAAGCAGCCCACCUCCCCUCCAACGACUUCCGCGCCGUGCCCACGGCCUCUUCGGCCAUCCUCGCCUCCCGCUUGCCCAACCUCAUCUCCAGCAAGCCGGCCAAGGCCAUCCAGCUGUCCUUCGACAAGGCGCCCAAGCGGCCCGGGUCCUUCGUGCUCGGCUCCGACCCGGCCACGUGCGACGUCGUGCUGCCGUCGCUCCCCGGCAUCGCCUCGCAGCACUGCGCGCUGAGCUUCGACGCCGAGGCCAGGCUGGUGCUCAACGACUUCUCCGAGUGCGGCACGCAGGUCUGGUACGACUGGGAGAGCAACGGCGACCAGACCGACUACACGUGGAUCCUCAGCAGCGGGUACUCGCACGGCUUCCCCAACACGGUCCAGCGCAUCACCAUUGACAUCCAGGGCCUGCGGUUCCAGGUCAUCGUCAACGACCACGCCGACGACUGGGACGCAUACCGCGAAAAGGUCGACGCCUUUCUUCAGCAGCCCGCCUGGACCGACGGCCUCAGCGUUGGCUGGGACCGGACAUCCAUGACCCCAGUGGCACCUCUCUUCUCAUCGGUGCCGCUGUUCCAACACAUCUUUGUCAAGCAGUUGGGCGAGGAGCCGGUGGGCGAAGUAUAUUUGUGGAACCUGGCCAAGCCGUGGGAGCCCAUGGUGAGGGCGGCGGCGUGAACCGCGAGGAUUGUUGUAGAAGUGUUGUUGCAUCAGGCUAGCGAGCGAAUGUUUAUGGGUAGAUUUAGCGUCACAAGGCUCGGCGUUGGGUUAUGGUUGCUUUCUCUUUUGUUAUGUCAGUUUAGUUUU
Molecule: messenger RNA, 1005 nt
Organism: Ilyonectria robusta
Lineage: Eukaryota; Fungi; Ascomycota; Sordariomycetes; Hypocreales; Nectriaceae
Exons: 1
Coding region: 139-876 (245 amino acids)
Molecular function (GO): protein binding
Source: RefSeq, a predicted model, not a curated record